AUGUCUACACAUAGUUCACGUAUUGGAGUUAGAAAUAUUGAAGAACACUCUCCAUUAUUUAAAAUGGAAUUAGUACUAAGUCCAGUUGAAUUAUCUUCAUUUCAUUUUAUAAGUAAGUCUUGUAAUUCAUCUUUAACCCAUAUUAGUUCAUCACCUCUUUCAAGUCCUGGUUUAUCAAAACAUGGAAAAGAAGAUUAUAUUAAAGAAUUAUUCUUACAACCUAACUCUCCUUUACUUUAUGCUUAUUGUCAUUUAAUUCAACAAUCAUCAAAUCCUACUUAUUCAAAAGUUCUUUUAUCUUAUUUCUUUUCUAGAGGUAAAAUUGUUGAUUUACUUAUUAAACUUGCUUCAAUCGAAAUAGAAAAUUCAUUCUCUUCAAAUGAACUAUUCAGAAAAAAUACUAUCUUCUCUAGAAUUUAUAAUAAUUAUACCAAUCGUUAUUGUUCUGAAUUUCUUAUUAGAGUUAAAAAAGAUUUUGAUUCUUCUUCUAAUCAUUUACUUACAGACUUAGCUUCUUUUAUUCUUCAAUAUCUUAAAUUUAUUCCAACUCAUUUUAUUAUCAUUCUUUCAAAAAUAUUUCAAAAAAUUACUUAUGUCCAUGAUGAAAUACAAACAAAUAAUGCUAUUUGUACAUUAUUUUUUAUACAUUAUUUAUUUCCUUUUUUUAAAAACUAUUCUGAUAUUCCUCGUUUAGGUAUAGUCGAAGCUACUGAAGCUGUGAAUUAUAUGAUAACUAAAACAACAAAGUACCAACCAACUCAAUUUAAAAAUUCUGUUAUUUUAUUAAUUCAAUUAAUCUCUUAUUCUCCUUUAAUGGUCGUAAGAGAAUGUCAAUUUAGUGUAGCUGAACAAGAACGUACAAAAAGAAAUAUGUUACUUGUACUUAAAACUGAAUUAAAAGAAAUUAGUAAUUAUUAUAGAGGUGAUUUUUGUUCAGUAUUCAAUUGUAUUAAAGGUUCUUCAUUAAAAGAACAAUCAAUAUUAUAUUCUACAAAAGAUUUUAUUGAUUGGUUAGAAGAAAGAGAGCAAUUAAUACGUUAUGAAAAUAAUAAUCUCACCAAUAAGAUCAUUGCAUUAAAAAAAAGAAAUGAAAGAUUGAAACAUAAAAUUAUAAAAAUAGAAAAAUUAAUAUAA
This is a messenger RNA of Entamoeba dispar SAW760, 1134 nucleotides long. RefSeq lists its product as uncharacterized. Lineage: Eukaryota; Evosea; Mastigamoebida; Endamoebidae. Bases 1 to 1134 code for a protein of 377 amino acids. Gene Ontology annotation, biological process: regulation of GTPase activity. The transcript is spliced from 2 exons. The record is from RefSeq and is a predicted model, not a curated record.